Molecule: messenger RNA, 9443 nt
Organism: Pteropus alecto (black flying fox)
Lineage: Eukaryota; Metazoa; Chordata; Mammalia; Chiroptera; Pteropodidae
Gene: ZHX3
Product: zinc fingers and homeoboxes 3
Exons: 3
Coding region: 266-3130 (954 amino acids)
Biological process (GO): regulation of transcription by RNA polymerase II
Cellular component (GO): nucleus
Molecular function (GO): DNA binding; DNA-binding transcription factor activity, RNA polymerase II-specific
Source: RefSeq, a predicted model, not a curated record
GAAAUGAACCUGCGGAAGCAGCAGUGAACCUUUAAAGAUGCAUACAGGGCUGCAUAAAGUGAAGAGAGAAACUAGAGAAACCAAUGAAGUAAAGAAAAAGUAUGUUUCCCAGGUAUAGUAGGGAAAACUCGCUUUCUGCAAACAACUGAAAAAGCUACCCUUGGAAACUGUUUCUUUGGCCCUCAUGAAGCAGCUCAAACUCGUACUGUGAGUCCCUUGAUGGGACAAGCUUCCCACCCACUGAUCACCCGGAGUGACUGUCACCAUGGCCAGCAAGAGGAAAUCCACCACCCCGUGCAUGAUUCCCGUGAAGACUGUGGUGCUUCAGGACGCCAGUGCAGAGGCCCAGCCUGCUGAGGCUUUGCCUGCAGGACCCCAGCAGGAUCUGCCCGCAGAAGCGCCUGCCACCAGCAGCGAGGCCGCCCAGAACUCCAGCAGUACCGAUGGUGCCACACUGGCCAAUGGGCAUCGGAGCACUUUGGAUGGCUAUUCAUAUGCCUGUAAAUACUGCGAUUUCCGAUCCCAAGACAUAACUCAAUUUGUGGGACAUGUGAACUCCGAGCACACAGACUUUAAUAAAGACCCAACUUUUGUAUGCACUGAGUGCAGCUUUCUGGCAAAAACUCCUGAGGGGCUUUCUCUGCACAAUGCCAAGUGUCACUCGGGGGAAGCCAGUUUUGUGUGGAACGUGGCCAAGCCAGACAAUCAUGUAAUCGUGGAGCAGAGCGUCCCUGAGAGCACCAGCACUCCUGACCUAUUGGGUGAGCCCAAUGCUGAAGGGACUGAUGGACAGGCCGAAAUCAUUAUCACCAAAACUCCAAUCAUGAAGAUAAUGAAAGGCAAAGCUGAAGCCAAGAAAAUUCACACACUCAAGGAGAAUGUCCCCGGCCAGCCCGUUGGUGAGGCCUUACCAAACCCAUCAGCGGGGGAAACAGAUGUCAAAGAGGGAGACCACUCCUUUGUCAAUGGGGCUGUCCCGGUCAGCCAGGCAUCUACCAACCCCGCAAAGCCCCCGCAUGCCGCCAAUGGGCCUCUGAUAGGAACAGUGCCUGUUCUGCCGGCCGGCAUAGCACAGUUCCUCUCUCUCCAGCAGCAGCCCCCAGUGCAUGCCCAGCACCACGCCCACCAGCCACUGCCCACCUCCAAGUCCCUUCCCAAAGUGAUGAUCCCACUGAGCAGCAUUCCAACGUACAAUGCGGCCAUGGACUCCAACAGCUUUCUGAAGAACUCUUUCCACAAGUUCCCCUACCCAACCAAAGCUGAGCUCUGCUAUUUGACUGUGGUCACCAAGUAUCCAGAAGAACAGCUCAAGAUCUGGUUCACGGCCCAAAGGCUGAAACAGGGGAUCAGCUGGUCCCCUGAGGAGAUCGAGGAUGCCCGGAAAAAGAUGUUCAAUACAGUCAUUCAAUCUGUACCUCAGCCCACAAUCACUGUUCUAAAUACGCCCCUGGUUGCCAACGCCGGCAGUGUCCAGCAUCUCAUCCAGGCUGCUCUCCCGGGCCACGUUGUGGGACAGCCAGAGGGCACAGCAGGGGGACUUCUGGUCACUCAGCCACUGAUGGCCAAUGGGUUGCAGGCACCAAGCUCGUCUCUCCCCCUAGCGGUUACAUCGGUCCCCAAGCAGCCGGCUGUCGCGCCCAUCAACACUGUGUGCUCUAACACGACGUCCGCGGUGAAGGUGGUCAACGCGGCCCAGUCGUUGCUCACGGCGUGCCCCAGCAUCACUUCCCAGGCCUUCCUCGAUGCUAGCAUCUACAAAAAUAAGAAGUCUCACGAACAGCUGUCAGCUCUGAAAGGUAGCUUCUGUCGGAACCAGUUCCCAGGACAGAGCGAGGUCGAGCAUCUGACCAAAGUGACCGGCCUCAGUACCAGGGAGGUGCGGAAAUGGUUCAGCGACCGGAGGUACCACUGCCGGAACCUGAAGGGCUCCCGGGCCAUGAUGCCCGGCGAUGCAGGCUCCCUCCUCAUCGACUCCGUGCCAGAGGUGCCCUUCUCCCCAGCAUCCAAGGCCCCCGAGGUGCCCUGCACCCCGACGGCAGCCACCCUGGCCACCCACCCUUCUGCCAAACGACAGUCCUGGCACCAGACCCCGGACUUCACACCAACCAAAUACAAAGAGCGAGCCCCUGAGCAGCUCAGAGCCCUGGAGAGCAGUUUUGCACAAAACCCGCUUCCUCUGGAUGAGGAACUGGACCGCCUGAGGACUGAAACCAAAAUGACCCGGAGAGAGAUUGACAGCUGGUUUUCUGAGAGACGGAAAAAGGUGAACUCCGAGGAGCCCACGAAGGCUGAUGGGAGUGCCUCUCAGGAGGAGGGGGAGGCUGCCGAGGAGGAGGGAGGAGCAGAGGGUUCGGCUGGUGACCUGAGGGUCCCUGGGGAGAGUGGCUCUCCAGACGUGCCCAGCAGCCACACCUCGGCCGAACGCAAAGUCAGCCCCAUCAAAAUCAACCUCAAGAACCUGCGGGUCACCGAAGCCAAUGGCAAGAGCGAGCUGCCGGGGCUGGGCGCCUGCGAGCCGGAGGAUGACGGGUUGAGCAGGCUGGCCGAGCAGCACCCGGGCAGGGCGACCUACAAGAAGACAGCGCAGCAGAGGCACUUGCUGCGCCAGCUCUUCGUGCAGACGCAGUGGCCGAGCACCCAGGACUACGACUCCAUCAUGGCCCAGACGGGGCUGCCGCGGCCGGAGGUGGUGCGCUGGUUUGGCGACAGCCGGUACGCCCUGAAGAACGGCCAGCUCAAGUGGUACGAAGACUACAAGCGGGGUAACUUCCCGCCGGGGCUGCUGGUCAUCGCCCCCGGCAACCGGGAGCUGCUGCAAGACUAUUAUGUGACACACAAGACGCUGUACGAGGAGGACCUGCAGACCCUCUGCGACAAGACCCAGAUGAGCUCUCAGCAGGUCAAGCAGUGGUUCGCUGAGAAAAUGGGCGAGGAGACCCGGGCCGUGGCAGACCCAGGCAGUGAGGACCAGAGCCCUGGCGACUCUGCGGCAGUUCACAAAGGGCUGGGCGACACCCGUUCAGAGGUGUCAGAAAACAGUGAGUCAUUGGAGCCUCAUGCCCCUGAGGCCAGCUCAGAGCCCUGUGACACACCGAGUCCCCAGGCUGGACGUCAGCUGGAAACGGACUGAAUUUGAACCCGUUAUUGUGAAGGACUGGCCAGUCUGGGAUGCCGCCUGCCACGUGGAAGGGCCCACCCCGACUCUGCUGUCACAUGCCGUUCUCGUUCCUGGCCGCUGGGUGCGCGCAAGAGCUUCUAGAAGCCUUGCAGACAGCCCAGAGCCCGCCGCCACCUUCGGCCUGCCACCCCCGAGCAAGCACGCGGGAGAGCAGAGUUCUCGUCAGUUCUUCCUCCCACAAUGUAGGACCUUUCCUUUGCCUUCCAGUGGAUAAAGUAGUUCAGAUUUCAUAUUCAUAGACACAGAAUCAAGUUUUUAACAUAUAAAUCCGCCUACACACAUUUAAUAAAACAUCGGAUUAUAAACACUUUUAUUACAUAGAAACUUUGGUUAGCAAAGCAGUACAUCGUCUUUUGCAUCAUCUCUGAAAAUGCCCUGUGUCUGUUCUCUGGAGAUCGCUGGGGCCGGGCGGGGGUGACUGGCACACUCCCUGCGUCUGAGCCCCUGUGCCCGCUGGGUUCCAAGGAAGGCGGUACCUUAGGAGAGCUCUCCGCCACAUUAAGCGGUGACCAGCAGGAUUUCCUGCCAGGCUCACCUUGCCCGAUGGGAUAAUCAGCGCAGAACCUGCCGUUACCCGCAUUUCAAAAACAGACUGGUGACUAGUGUUUCAUGCUUACCACUCUGAAGUGGUUGCAGGAAUUCUGCUUUUUCGUAGAAGUUUGAAUCAUGGACCAUAACUUUUCAGUUAUCAGAUCAACUAAAGAAACAUUUUUGUUAAGCCUAAUGCACUUACCUAUGUGCCCGCAUUUCUUAAAAAUCUAGACAUGUUUCGAGUGAGAGGAAAGUUGAAAACAAACAGGUGGGGACAGAGGUCAACGUGUAUGGCCACAGCGCUGGGCCCCCUGCUGCUCCGAGCCCUUUGCCUCACUCACCCCAAAGCUGCCUGUGGCCUGGGAGGGAUGACCCACGCCUGCCUGGCAGAGUGAGAGCCGCCAAGACUCAGGACUUCGUAGAAUUAUCAGAGCUGGGGCGGUCUUUGGCACAAAGGCCUGCAUGUGGGGGUUCCUGGCAGAACCCAGAGUACUCCUGGCCCCCACACCAAAGGCCUGGCUGGCAUGCUGGGCACUCACCCCAGGGGUGCUGGAAUCACUGGACAGGUCCUUGUGAGGAUUUAGAGUUUUAAAGUUCUAUAUUUAUAUACGCAAACUUGGAAAGAUCUCUGUCUACUUUAGCUUGACCCUCGUAUCCAUUUUUUUUUUUAAUUGAGAAAAAUCACAGGAAAAGGUGCCUUUGAAACAUUGGGGCACUUGCUUACAAAGCUGUCCUAAAUGGAAAGGCCCUAUUUCCCCAAUACUGGCUGCUCGGAAAGCCACAGGUAAAGACUGGGCGGGCAGAAGCAGCAUCACCUCAGCUCCUCGUGACCUAGACACCACCUGCUUCCCGAAGCAUCAGGCCUCGUGGGCACACCCCUGCCAGGCCCAGGCUGGGCAGGCAGCACUAUGUGACUCAGAAGGCAGGGGCCUUGGGCAAGAAAGCUGGUGGUGGGCCGGGCACGGUGGUUCUCCCCCACCCCACCCAGGGAACUGGGCCGGGCAAGGCCCCUCACUGUCCUGGCUCCGAGGACGAAGAUGCUGGUAGCACAUUCUGCCCCCCAGGAGAGGGCUUGCUUUGGAAAGCAAAACCCUUGGCCUGUUGUUGUUUGGAAGCAUCUUCUCCUGCCCUCUCUGUCUCAGUAGGGACCACCUCUCACGUGUUUCAAACAGGUGACUUCUGAGAACUUGGCGAGUUUUACAGCCUGUUUUGUAUCCUUUCCAUUUGGGGCGUGAAGCUAUUUAGCCUCUGCAGAAUUGCCAAGACUGGCGAGUUAUUACCUUCCUUCAGAGAACAGACACUGGGAAGUUUUCCUUUAGUUUUUAUGCACAUGCAGAUUAAUUUAUAUGUACACACACACAGUGCAAACACUCGUUUGAUGCUUUGCUCGUGAAAUGGACAUCGACGUGCGCGCUUGCGGAACCGGGUAGCACGUGGGUGUUGGGGAAAGUAGCCUGUGUCGGCGGGCCUGCCGGGACCCGGGCACACUGGGCAGCCCAGCGCGAAGCCAUCUCCAAGUGUCAGACGCACCCCCUGGCGUCCCCCUCCGAGCCUUCGCACACUGGCCGAAGGGGUGUGUCUUAGGAUUUUCUUGGUUAUUUGUAUUCACAUUUCAUUUGCAACCCAAACAGCAAGACAGAACAAUUACAUGGUGGACAAGUUCACACAGGACAUAAAGAGUGACCCAACCUCGGCACCAGCUUGUCUUUAAAAGGUGGAAAAGUUGGCAUGUUUUCCUCACAGCUGCUGGCCCUGCCCCCCACCCGGGGCCACACAUGCGAAUGGCAAGACCGCCCAGGUAAGGAGACCCUCUUCCUUCCUGUGCUCUCGGACCGGCGUGAAUAAGUGGGGCGUGGGGCUCACGCUUGAAAGAAUAAGAUGAUCAAAGGUGAUGGUGAGAGAGAAGUUUGGAUCAUUGAGCAGGUGCCUAAAGGGACAUUGCAGCAGGAACCUGGGCCUUUGGUGUGGGCCCCAAACCAUCAACACAGCCAGCUGGGCACAGAAAUACUCACACAGGCCUGGAAAUCAGGACUGCACCAACAGCACCGUGGGGACGUGGGACAGCCGCAGCCAGCCCUGUCACAGACCCAUCGCUGCGGUUUUGCACACCAGUGACGGGGCGGGGUCCGCGAAGUCGCCGACCGUAGAAGGCAGCUGUGGGCUGCAGAGUCGAGACGGGUGUUAGUUUCUCCUGAAGAAAAGUCGAUUUUGUAAGGCGACUAAUCUUUCCUGCUCCUCUGUGCGCUUGGACUCAUCAGAGACAGUAAAAUUUUCAGUGUUUCUUGUCGCCUAUGUCUUAUCCAUGUUUGGUUUAUUACGUUUUUUACAUGGGGUUGUAGAUCCAGUUUUGAUAAGUAAAACCAGACCACCAUUCUGAGACAGGAAAUUUGGAUUUAUGAUACAUAUACUCUGCAUAUUUUGAUUACUCGUUUUAAUUCUGGACUCUCGAGAAGCUUUUAGGUUUGGGAAGAGGUCCCCGUUUCCAGGAGUCGCGGUGCCUGAAACGAUACUCGAGUGGGGUGACCAACCCUGGCACUUUGGGCCGUGGCAGCUCUCUCUGACUUGAGGCUCCUUUCUUGGCCGAGUUACUGGGAGCUGUUUACUCGGAUCAAAGUGCCUCAACCCAGGGCCCCGCACCCUGCUCUUUGGAAACAAAAGGCUGGAGCCGGGCAGAGUCUGGGGGGGAGCCUUGUAGGCUCCCACAGAUACUGACGCCUCGAUCCGGGUACCCACAGGAGGCUCUUUCAUCAGGAGGUUUCAGUGUGUUCUCCAGGCUGAGAUGUGGCUGUUAUGGGUUUUAUCCUGCUUGGUCAGUGGUCCAGUGAUAGGUUCUGUGUCACCUCCCUCUGCCCCUGACUGGGACAUCUGCCAGGCUGCCCUCCGUGCAGGGUGGGCGCGCGCGCUCUUGCACACACGCUCCCACAGCUCCCGUGCGUGCUGCCCUGUUUUGGACCCUGUUGCCUCUUGUCUUCCUGUUCUCUUCUUGGACCAAAAUGUGGGGAUUGGAGCAGCUUUUUCAGUUCAAAUGUCACAGCCCAAGUGGUUAAAGGACUUAGAGGGAGAGGCGAACCAGCCAAAAAGAAAAUCUUAAACAAAACCAAACCUGGAGUUUGGGCUUUUCCUCAAGUAUUUUCCCCUUUUUCUUUGCUCAAAGUUUACCUGGGGCUGGUUAUCGGUUUGACUCACCUUUUGUAUGAAGUUUAAAUUGUCAGUGAGGCUGAGUUGUAUGCUAGAGAAGAAAAACCCUCUAGACAUGUACAGGUCCACACAGUCAGCUCUUCCGGGCCACAGCCAGCAGCCCACCUGGGUCGGGGAGAACGGGGCUCAGUUCCCCCGCUCCAGACUGGAGCCCCACCCUCUGCAGGGUCCCCCACAUCAGCUUCCCUCUCCGCCUUUCCCCACAAGCACAGGCAUCCCCCAGCCUUCCUCUGAUUCUGGGGCAUCUGCAUGCAGCUUGGGGAGCACCUGCCCUCAGAAAAGUUCCAACACCUGAGAAAGGGGGGUAGGAACCAAGGCCUUCUCCUGAAUAGUCCCCUCUCCAAGCCAGGCUCCAAUCUGAGCUACCCGCCGUGCUGUUUUCUCUGGCCUGUUCUUAAUAGCCAUGUGACACCAGGGCUGAGGAAGCUGUGGGUGGCCUCUCAACAAAAUGGUGGGUUUUGAUUUUGGCCGAGUGGAUGGAAGUGGCUGUCACAGAUGCUGCUUGGCUUGCUACCCAAUCCACCUGUAAGUCCAAGUGGAACAGACAGGCCUUGGUUUGCAUUCAUUGCAGAAUCUGUGUGUGUUCCCAGUGCCAGGUCACACUGGGAGGGGGUUGUGGGGGCUAACCCGAGUUUUCCCCGCGUGGACCCAGCAUCCACUCAUAGCUGUGAGGACCACCGACAGAGCCCUUGGCCUUAGAGAGUCUGGUUUUUGGUUCUUCAGUCCUGAGGUCACGUGUCAAGACUAGCUGUUCUGGGACCUGCCUGCAAAUCUGGUCUGUCCUUUGAAUGAGGUUCUAGUCCUUCACCGGACUGGAGACAUGACAGCCUGGAUCCAACAGGGACUAAGUAUUCUACCUGCCCCCAAACCUGGAGAAGGAGUGGAGACCUGGUCACCAUAUAGACAAGGGCAGGGGCAAGCGCCUGCUGCCUUGAUCUUUGAAAGUCAGGUCUUGCGGUUUGUAGGCCUAUAAGGAUUUACAAAGGACGUGUUGUUACUGCCCUGUUGCCAGCCGUCACGCUUUCGCAGCCCUCAGAGCCUGGCCCUUGCUGCUGCUCAGGCCUGAGCGGGCCCAGCGUGGGGAGGCGAAGCACAGCGAGCAGGGCUGUCUGCCGGGGGCUGUGGUGGCUUCUCUCUUGGCUUAGUGUCUUUCCUGCUGUCCACUCGGGGUGUGUGGCAAGCCAGGGAUCCUGAGAGGAGUCAAGAGUGUUUAUCUGCCAUUAGUGCCUCUUCCUUCAGGAGACUGGCUCUGUAUGAGCAUGUACGCACACGUGAGCCCUUGAGUGUGUUAAUGAAUAGCUUUUUCUUGGCUAAUGCUUUAUAACUUCUGUUCCCUUCCAUGAAAAAUGGAGGAUUUGAAAGUACUCAGUGUGACCAGAGCCUAAGGUGAAAUGUCUGGAAUGAUAAAGGCUGUUCAGAGUCACCGAAUAUUAAAAGCUGCAAGUACUUGGUUAUUCCCGAGUCAAACCCCAGUGUAGACACUUACUUAGGGUAAGAAUCUACCUGUGUGGUACCUGUCAGUCCUGUAAUUUGUAUUUAAAAAGAGAGGCUGUCCCUCAUCCCUGGCUCCUGCCCAUAUAGCUGUCUCAUUUCUUACAGUUUGCCCCAGGUUGACCGGAGGUGAUGGAAGGAGAGCCACUGCCUCUGCCCCAGCCCCGCCACUCCCCAACCCAGCAGGGGUCCAGCCCGGUAAUCAGGCCCUCAGUGAACCUGGGCAAGUGCCAGGGAAGGGAGAAGGGGUCACUCCUGUACAGAGGGGGUUCCCACUGUGCUGCUGAGCAGCCGCUUUGUUCAGCUGUGUCAGGAGGGCCAGACUGUGCCAUAACUGUUAUUAAAAAGAGAAAAUACGCCAACCUUCCCCUCUGCCCUGCUGGCCAUUGUUCAUUGAAAGUUUACUGAGCGCAGUCUUUGUGGAAGUUGGGAGGUUGCCAAAGGCCUGCAGAUUCCUUCCUGACAGUCCUGAUUCCUGGUUUUCUACCACCCGCGUGUAUUCUGGUCUCAGUGCAAACCUUUUGUUCCCGAGGGCUGGACUGCUGAGAAGCGAGCUGGGAAUGACUCGAGCAGUUUGCUUUUGGUGCGCUUCCUGUCUCCCAGAGACCACUGAAGUGAUCGUCUUGGUGCUAAAAGAGAACUGCCCUGUUUCUUUUUGUCCAGAGGCAAAUUAAAACUUUAUCAAACCGUGUAAGAGGGUCCCACUUCCCAUGGUGGCCAAGCAUGAGACCAAACCUAGAGAGGCUACUUUGUCAGUCAUUUAGGCCGGGGUGGAGCGGGGAAAUGUCUAUUAACAGAAAGGUGGAAUAUGCCUUUGGACGAGGCCGUGCCGAGGGGGGAGGAGGGGGCUGCCCUCUGGGCAGUCUCCGGGCAUCACAAGGUCCCCUGUGGGGAUGCUGCUAUUUCUAAGAUGCAAAUUGCACAUUUCCUAGAUUUUGUAUCUGUGGAUUUGGAUAAGGGAGGGGAACAGGGACAAACUGCUUGUAUAAGAAAUGGUACUUCAAGUCUUUUGAUUGUUCCUAAAUAAAAACGUAAAUAUAUUUCA